Filobasidium floriforme is the source of this 988-nucleotide messenger RNA. RefSeq names its product short chain dehydrogenase/ reductase. Lineage: Eukaryota; Fungi; Basidiomycota; Tremellomycetes; Filobasidiales; Filobasidiaceae. The record is from RefSeq and is a predicted model, not a curated record. The transcript is spliced from 5 exons. Bases 39 to 953 code for a protein of 304 amino acids.
GAUCGAAUCAUUCACCCUAGAGAGAUAUCACGAACAAGAUGCCUGCCUACCGAUAUGAUGGACGUGCUGAUUGCGACAUGGAUCUUGACCUCUCUGGGCUGAGUGGCAAGACCGCGGUCGUGACCGGAGGUGCAAAUGGAAUCGGAGAGGCAUACGUACGGGCUCUUGUUGACGCAGGCGUGCGCGUAUGCUUCGGCGACCUAGACGUCGAGAGUGGCCGUGAGUUAGAGAAGGAGCUGUCUGGAACAAAAUUUGUGAAAUGCGACACGACCUUCUGGGAAGACCAAGUGAAGCUGUUCGACGAAGCCAAAUCCUUUUCGAACAACGGCGGCAUUCACUACGUCGUCGCGAAUGCGGGGAUCACGAAGCAGGACGACGUCUUCGCUUACGACGAAUCAGGACCCAAGAAGCCUGAUCUGAAGAUCAUCGACGUCAACAUCCACGGCGUGAUGUACACUGCCAAGCUGGCUUCGCAUCACUUUGUCACUCAAAACGGCCAGGUCGAAACGCGCCAGCAGGAGGAUACUUGUCUCGUCCUUAUCAGCAGCGGAGCUGGUUACUUGGAUUGUCCGCGGGCUCCUCAGUAUCAGGCUUCGAAAUACGGGAUGAGGGGGAUCAUGCAUUCUUUGAGGAGGGUGGUCCAUCAUUACGGUAGUCGGGUCAACAUCAUCGCGCCCUGGUACGUCGAGACGAAAAUCUUGUCGAAAGCGGCGUUCGACGAGGUCAAGAGUCUCGGAGUCGAAUUCGCUACAUUGGAAGACGCUGGACAAUGCCUGCUCCGCAUCGUAUCCGACAAGAGCCUGAACGGUCACUCUCUUUUCCUCUCACCAAGGAAAUGGGCCCCGAGGGGGUACUUUGACCUGGGAUUGGACGAUUACGAGGAUGAACUUAUGAAGGAGAUAACCGCUGACCAGCUGAAGGGUUCUCGAGCCGAAGAGGUGCUGUUCCUGUAAACGAAGUACGAUUAGAACGAUGAUCAAAAGCUGGA